CUCUCUUGCCUCUUUGUUAUCUUUCUCUAAUUUUUGCUUGGUUCCACAAGUUUAAUUUCUGUAAAAAAAUAACACGAGAGAAAAUUUUCUGUGUGUUAUUAUCUAUCAUAUAAUUGAUGGGGUUCCAAAACUUUAUAUUGUUGAUUUUUAUGAUAACAUUGGUUAUUGGUGAAUAUGGGAAUUGCAGGGUUAUUAUUCGUGAUUCUCAUCACCAUCAUCAUCAUCACUCACACAAAAACUCAGCUACCAAAAUACUUUAUGAUAGUGAUAAUAGUUCCGUUCAACGAAGUGGCAACCAUUUUGUUCUAAAUGGGAAGCCAUACUACUUAAACGGAUUCAAUGCUUAUUGGUUAAUGAAUAUGGCAUCCGAUCCAUCUUCAAGUUCUAAGGUCACUACAGCUUUUCAGCAAGCUGCGCAACAAGGUUUGAACGUAGCAAGAACUUGGGCCUUCAACGAUGGAGGUGACAAAGCCCUUCAAAUUUCUCCAGGUUCUUAUAACGAGAAUGUCUUCAAGGGAUUGGAUUUUGUGAUAUCAGAAGCAGGAAAAAAUGGGGUACAAGUGAUACUAAGCUUGGUAAAUAACUGGAACGAUUUUGGUGGGAAGAACAAGUAUGUUCAAUGGGCAAAAGAACGUGGUCAGAAUGUUAACAAUGACGAUGACUUCUUCACACACCCUGUUGUUAAGCAAUACUACAAAAAUCACAUCAAAACUGUGUUGACGAGAAAAAAUACUAUAACUGGAUUAAUAUAUAAAGACGAUCCCGCUAUUUUUGCAUGGGAGCUUAUGAAUGAGCCUCGUUGCCAGAGUGAUAAUUCCGGAAAAUCAUUUCAGGAUUGGGUGGGGGAGAUGGGUGCCUAUGUGAAGUCCAUUGAUAACAAACAUUUACUCGAAAUAGGGCUUGAAGGAUUCUAUGGUGAAUCAAUGCCAGAAAAGAAACAGAUCAACCCUGGAGGUAUCGAAAUAGGAACUGAUUUUAUUUCUAACAAUCAAGUUCCUGAAAUUGAUUUCGCCACCAUCCAUCUCUACCCUGAUCAAUGGCUAUCGAACUCUAACGAAACAGCCCAAGAUAUCUUUGGGCACAAGUGGGUGGAAGCCCACAUUGAGGACUCAAAUAAUGUCUUGAAAAAGCCCAUUCUUCUUAGUGAGUUUGGAAAGUCUACAAAGUGUGCAGGAUACAGAUACAGCGUGGAUAAAAGAAAUAGUUACUUUGAGAAACAAUACAAAUUGAUAUACAAUAGUGGUAGCAGGGGAGGAUCAUGUGUGGGUGGGCUUUUUUGGCAACUAAUGGUACCGGGAAUGGAUGGAUAUGGUGAUGGUUAUCAAGUCAUCUUUGAAGAGAGUCCUUCAACUGCCCAUGUCAUCGCUCAACAAUCCAAGAGGAUGUCAAGUCUUAAAUAAUUCUAUUCUAUUGUAUGUCAUAAUCAUUCUUCUCAUGUAAUGCUAUCCUAAGAUAGAUAUCAAAAUAAUGGAAUUUCAAAAUAUAUGUACCCUUUGGA
Cajanus cajan (pigeon pea) is the source of this 1498-nucleotide messenger RNA. Its product is annotated as mannan endo-1,4-beta-mannosidase 4. Gene Ontology annotation, molecular function: mannan endo-1,4-beta-mannosidase activity. Gene Ontology annotation, biological process: polysaccharide catabolic process. Lineage: Eukaryota; Viridiplantae; Streptophyta; Magnoliopsida; Fabales; Fabaceae. The record is from RefSeq and is a predicted model, not a curated record.